This is a messenger RNA of Dipodomys ordii (Ord's kangaroo rat), 3095 nucleotides long. It is a transcript of the gene Galnt6, whose product is annotated as polypeptide N-acetylgalactosaminyltransferase 6. Gene Ontology annotation, cellular component: Golgi apparatus. Bases 359 to 2230 code for a protein of 623 amino acids. The record is from RefSeq and is a predicted model, not a curated record. NCBI's taxonomy places the organism in Eukaryota, Metazoa, Chordata, Mammalia, Rodentia, Heteromyidae. The transcript is spliced from 12 exons.
GCGGCGGAUGCGGCUCUGCUUGGCGCCACCGGAUGUGGUUAGUUCCUCAAGGAACUAACCUAAGGAUCCAGAGAAAAACCUUCAGGCAGCCAGGUUGGAUUGAGAGAACAGAUGCCUGGGAAGAGCUCCAUUUAACCCUAGGUCUUUCUUCCAGGAAAAAUAAAAGAAGCAAAGACCAUCUCUAUUGUAUGAGCCACAGGCAGUGCCUAAGGAGUAACCUGGAUGAUUUCCAUGAGGAAGGCAUUCCUAGAGGAGGCACAGGUCUCAAAGUGUGGCUGCCACCAUAUCUCAAACUAUUUUCUGGGUGCAUCCCAGGGCUUGGAGCUGACGCUGCUGGGUUGACGGUUUGUUGUGAAGGAUGAGGCUCCUUCGUAGACGCCACAUGCCCCUGCGCCUGGCCAUGGUGGGAAGUGCCUUCAUGUUCUUCCUCUUCAUUCGGCAAAAGGAUGUCAGCAGCAAGGAGCAGGCUACAGAAAAACCAUGGCUGAAGUCCCUGGUAGGUCAGAAGGAUCAUGUCCUAGACCUCAUGCUUGGAGCUGUGAACAACUUUAGAGAUUCAAUGCCUAAGCUGCAGAUUGGGGCCCCAGAGCCCCAGCAGCCUGUGCUCUCCACAAACCAGUCCUGCCUCCCUGGAUUCUAUACACAUGCUGAACUGAAGCCCUUUUGGGAGAGGCCACCACAAGAUCCCAAUAGUCCUGGAGCAGAUGGGUAUGCAUUUAAGAAGAGCAAGUGGACCCCUCUGGAGAUUCAAGAAAAGGAAGAUGGCUAUAAGAAGCACUGUUUCAAUGCUUUUGCCAGUGACCGCAUCUCCCUGCAGAGGUCCCUGGGUCCGGACACCCGGCCUCCUGAGUGUGUGGACCAGAAGUUCCGUCGCUGUCCUCCUCUGCCCACCACCAGCGUCAUCAUUGUGUUCCACAAUGAGGCCUGGUCCACUCUGCUACGAACCGUGUACAGCGUCCUGCACACCAGUCCCGCCAUCUUCCUGAAGGAGAUCAUCCUGGUGGAUGACGCCAGCACAGAGGAAUACUUGAAGGAGAAACUGGAGCGGUACGUGCAGCAGCUGCAGAUCGUGAGGGUGGUACGGCAGGAAGAGCGGAAGGGGCUGAUCACUGCCCGGCUGUUGGGGGCCAGCGUAGCACAGGCAGAGGUGCUCACCUUCCUGGAUGCUCACUGUGAGUGCUUCCAUGGCUGGCUAGAGCCGCUGCUGGCUCGAAUUGCUGAGGACAAGACGGCAGUGGUGAGCCCGGACAUUGUCACCAUCGACCUUAAUACUUUCAAGUUCUCCAAGCCGGUGCAGACGGGCCGAGUCCAUAGCCGCGGUAACUUUGACUGGAGCCUGACCUUCGGCUGGGAGACUCUACCUGCACAUGAGAAGCAGAGGCGCAAGGAUGAGACCUAUCCCAUCAAAUCCCCAACAUUUGCUGGAGGCCUCUUCUCCAUUUCCAAGGCCUACUUUGAGCACAUCGGUACCUAUGAUAAUCAGAUGGAGAUCUGGGGAGGGGAGAACGUGGAAAUGUCCUUCCGGGUGUGGCAGUGUGGGGGACAGCUGGAGAUCAUCCCCUGCUCAGUGGUAGGCCAUGUGUUCCGUACCAAGAGCCCCCACACCUUCCCCAAGGGCACCAGUGUCAUUGCUCGUAACCAAGUGCGCCUGGCCGAGGUCUGGAUGGACAACUACAAGAAGAUUUUCUACAGGAGAAACCUACAGGCAGCGAAGAUGGCCCAGGAGAAAUCCUUUGGUGACAUCUCAGAACGACUGCAACUGAGGGAACAACUACACUGUCGCAACUUUUCCUGGUUUCUGCACAACAUCUAUCCAGAGAUGUUUGUUCCUGACCUGAAUCCCACCUUCUACGGAGCUAUCAAGAACCUUGGCACCGAACAAUGUCUGGACGUGGGGGAGAACAAUCGCAGCGGUGGGAAGCCCCUCAUUAUGUACUUCUGCCACGGCCUUGGUGGCAAUCAGUACUUUGAGUACACAACCCAGAAGGACCUUCGUCACAAUAUUGCAAAGCAGCUGUGUCUACAUGCCAGUGACAGCACGCUGGGCCUCCGGAGUUGCCACUUCACUGGCAAGAACAGCCAAGUGCCCAAGGACGAGGAAUGGGAAUUCACUCAGGAUCAACUGAUUAGGAACUCAGGAUCUGGUACCUGCCUGACAUCCCAGGACAAAAAGCCAGCCAUGGCACCCUGCAAUCCAAGGGACCCACACCAGCUCUGGCUCUUUGUCUAGAUGCCAGUUGUCCCCAGAGGGAAGGUCUCUCAGGAACUAGGAUUGCCAAGCAUCUGGGGACCUUAUCACCAGCUCCUCUGUAGGCCUCCAAGAUGGAUUCCCAAGCCCACUGGAUGUCAGCACAGGACCUUCUUGCUCCUUGCAACAACAGGGCUCAUCUCACACUAAUGGAAGGAGCUAGGGACACAUGAUACCUGGCCCAGCAACAGACCUCUAAAGCAAAGAAGGCAGCCAGGGACCAUGGCUGCAGUGCCAAGGGCCCAGGGCAGUAAUGCCAAGCUUAGGAAGAUGACUAAUACAGCCACGUCUCCAAGCCCCAGUCAUCCAAGUGCCUACAGAAUGGAGAAACAGAUGUUCUCCAAUAGACUGGAGGCCACAGGAGCCUCCCUUGCUAACACACAGGGUGUGUGGAACUAUGUUUGCAUUUUUAGAAAGCAUCCUGCCAGGUGUUCUUUAUCUUCAUUUGCACUCAGAAACCACCACACCCAAACUGCAGAUAAGAGAGCUGAGGCCUGGCUAGGGCAUAGCUCAGUGGAAGGAAGAAAGAAUGGAAGGAAGGGAGGGAGAGGAGGGGAGAAGCAGAGAGAGGUAAAGGAGCUUGUGUGUGGUUUCCCAGCUGUUAUGUGUUGGUUGACAGCCCCUUCCACUGUGUUGGCUGGAGCUGGUGGUCUUCAGCACUGAACCAGGGCACCUGCCACAGCAUAAGAACACUAGAUAGCCACCAGCCUUGCCAUUCCCUCUUCUCCCCGUUCUGAUCAUUUCUCACUGCCUGGCCUCCAUAAAGCCUAGAACUGGGUUGGCUGGUGGAAGGAGACCACACUGAGAAUCCUGGGAUAUUAGUAUUGAAGAAGCUCCUGGAACCAGG